AUGGCUCAUGGGUUUCACGCCGAGAAGCACCACGAGGACCCCGAAGUCGUCACAUCUCUGCACGAUGACACUCUCUCUUCCAUUCUGGGAAGGUUCGUACGCCGGUGCAUCAUUUCUUUGCCAUGCUUUAGUAGUGUUACGGACUGAUCGAAUCCCUAAUCGAACAUGCAGCAAGGAGGAAGCUCUUGGUUCGAUUGUCUACAGCUACAAGCACGGAUUCUCAGGCUUCGCCGCCAUGCUUACAGACUCUCAAGCGAAGAAACUCGCUGGUAACUUUUGUGUGUCAUCAAAUUCGAAGAGCAAAUAAUCUGCGGGGAGAGAGAGGGAGAGAGAGAAAGGCAGAGAAGGGAUGAAGGAAAGAGCGGGAGAUAGCGUUUACGUUUGAGCGAAUGGAUAAUAGGAGACUGUUGGAGAGAGCGUAGCGGGUUUAGGAGCAGAGCGUCAAUAAGUUCGUAUGGAGGUUUCAAAAAGUAGCAACUCUUAGGGAUAGGAUCAAAGACUGGAUCAUACAGGCACUGUUUAGGUAAUGAAAUAAUCAUCAUUGGCAUCAUUCAAAUCAGAUGCUCACAAAAUCGAAUUUCAGGGAUGACGGGAGUCCUCGGCGUGACGUUGAGCCGAAUCCUCCAAUUGAGUACGACGCGUAGCUGGGAAUUCGUCGGGCUCAGUUACAACAGUCCUCCUUCCCAGCUUCUUCACAAGGCCAGGCUAGGUGACGGUGUAAUCAUCGGAGUCAUUGACUCAGGUAGACCCCCUUGAUACUCUGUAACUGGCUCUUGUUUGGUUGUCGUUCCCCGUCUCGUUUGGUUUGACGUACUACUGUGUUAUUAUUGAUCUUAAUGAGAAGUAAUUUUUAGUGGGUAUACCGCAUGUACUGUGGGUGUGCAGGAAUAUGGCCGGAAUCCGAAAGUAUCGACGACAGGGGCUAGGGACCAGUUCCGACAAGGUGGAAGGGGACGUGCAAGACGGGGAAGGAGUUCAACGCCUCCAAUUGCAACCGAAAGAGCAUCAGCGCGCGAUGGUACACAGCUGGUCUGGAUGAGGUCCAUUUAAAAGGGGAUUACCUCUCUCCGCGCGACUGGAACGGCCAUGGUACCCACGUAGCAUCGACGGCGGCUGGAUCCUACGUGCAGAACGUGAGCGUAGGUGGACUGGCUGCUGGAUGGGCGAGAGGUGGGGCUCCCGAGUUAGGCUGGCCGUAUACAAAGUUAUGUGGGGGCAAGAAUCCGUUUCAACUACCGCAUUGGUUCUGGCAGCCAUUAACGACGCCAUACAUGACGGCGUGGACGUUCUCUCCUUAUCGUUGGCGACACCUGAUGACUCGUGGAGCUCCAUGCAGGCUAUGCUUAAGCGAAUCAUCGUGGUGUACGCAGCCGGAAACUAUGGUCCGAUUCCUCAGACGAUGGAGACCACCUCCCCAUGGGUUAUAACCGCGGCAGCUAGCACGAUUGAUCGGUCGUUUCCCACCGCCAUCACCCUCGGAAACAAUGUCACUCUGUUGGUCAGUACCAUUGCUUCACUCUGGUGGUUUCCUAUCUAGUCGAUAGAAAGACAUUUCGAGUCUUCCUUAAGGAGCGUAAGGAAAUCUAUGUAUGUCUUUCAGGGUCAAGCUAGAUACGUUGGGAAUGAGAAUUUGAGCAGGUUUCCAGGCAUCACAUAUGGUGGCAGGUCACAUGCCCCGUUCCUUUCGUACUGCUUUAAUUUCUGCUAGAUCUGGCAUAUAUACAUUUGUCUUCCUUAGUUUAAACAAACCUCGUCCUUCUGAUGCAGUUGUGACAACGGAACACUGAAGGACACCCAAUAUAGAAUAACAGUCGUCCUCUGCAACCCGGUACCUACAGCACCGAAAGACCAGCAAACUUUUGCGGCACAGAACGUUCGGAAGGCUGGAGGUCUAUAUCUAAUCUUCCUACAGUACACCACUAACAUCCUUCCUCAACCCGACGUUUUCCCGACGAUCGUGGUGGACUGGGUGACUUUUCAGCAGAUACUCGAAUACGGUCAAGCCUCCAGGUAACCACGUUUCUUAAACCCUUCACCUCUUUCUCUCUCCCCUGAUCUCAGUGAUGGAAUACAGAUUUUCCUUCUUACUCUCUCUCUCUCUGCCUUACCCCUCGCUGCUGGAAUGCGAAAUUCUAUCCAUAGGGAUUCUGCCAAGGUGAAGCUGUCUCUCACGCGGACUGUCGAAGGUGGGGGAGUGUUGCCACCCAGAGUAGCAGCCUUCUCGUCCAGAGGCCCCAACAAAGUCUUCCCCGACAUCCUCAAGGUGCGUCUAAUAGUUUUCAAAAGUUAAAAGGCUUUACAGGACACAAAUUCUCCCAGACGCUGAAAAGACCUGCAUCGGCAUUCACUUUUUACUGUAGGUGCCUCAAAUUUUAGGAGUUGCACGGUUCCCGGAUCUAAAAUAUUUUACAUCAAUGCAGCCGGACAUCACUGCACUGGGAGUCAGAAUCCUAGCCGCUUAACGGGAUUCGUACAGUUUCAUGGAUGGAACAUCUAUGGCCACUCCACACGUAUCAGGAAUCGUGGCACUCCUCAAAUCCUUGCACCCUCUUGGUCCCCAGCCACAAUAAAAUUGGCCAUUCUGACGACCGGUAUGUUCUCUCAAUACCCAAUAACUGUGCGUCUUUCCGUUCUCAACAUUAAUCUGUUCUCUUCACAGCUUCGGUCGUCGACAAAGAUGGUGUGCCGGUAGUGGCGGAGGGCACCCCCGACUACGGCAAGCUCGCUGACCCUUUCGACUACGGCAGCGGCCACAUCAAUCCAGACAAGGCAGCUAAUCCAGGGCUUAUAUAUGAUAUCAAUCCGAAAGAUUUCAACGGGUUCAAGUGUUCUUUCAGUUCUUUACUGGUUUGUGAAACUCCACAGCUUCCUGUCUACGACCUUAAUCUGCCUUCCAUCUCUAUCCCUGAUCUCAAAACCAAGGUGACGGUGUCAAGGACCGUCAUCAAUGUGAGCCCAGCCGGCACCACUUACAUCGCCAUCGUCGAACCCCCGCCAGGGGUUCAGAUGGAAGUUCAACCAUCAAAGCUCGUCUUUGAUGAACGCACCAAAAGAUAGAAAUUCACCGUUACGUUGACGUCUGUCCGCAAGAUACAGCGAAUGUACACCUUCGGAACCUUGACUUGGAAAGAUGAUACUCAUACGGUCAGGAGUCCUAUUGCAGUCCGCACUGUGAUCAAGGAUUUCUAUGCCGACGUCACAUAG
Messenger RNA from Spirodela intermedia, 3204 nucleotides. The record is from the annotation of a GenBank genome assembly. NCBI's taxonomy places the organism in Eukaryota, Viridiplantae, Streptophyta, Magnoliopsida, Alismatales, Araceae.